Molecule: messenger RNA, 453 nt
Organism: Ostertagia ostertagi
Lineage: Eukaryota; Metazoa; Nematoda; Chromadorea; Rhabditida; Trichostrongylidae
Source: the annotation of a GenBank genome assembly
AUGGGCACUCUGUUCAUAACUGUUGUUGCUAGCUUUGCCUCAGGAAUUCCCACUCAACAGAUUAUGCUUCGAGUGGUCCCGUUCGAUCAUCGAACUUUGGCGCUUGGAGUCAACUGGACCUUCCUGCGGUUGCUCGGUUUCAUCCCUGGCGGAAUUUUGUUUGGAAUGCUGAUCGACAUCGCUUGUUUGGAUUGGGAAACGAGUUGUGGUAAUCGUCAGAGUUGUCGAGUGUAUGAUCCACUCAAACUCAGCUGGACCAUCACAGCCCUUGCUAUUGUGUGCAAACUGCUCUCGAUUCUGGCCACAAUACUCGGUUACAUGACGUAUCGACCGACAGAUCUCGACAACGGUUUGUCAUUACGAUCAGUCGACUCACAUGGUGCUUUGCAACUUGUCGUGAAUGACGACAGACCACCUGAGGAUAUCAUCAAGGAUCAAGUUUUGACUAACUGA